AUGUUUUUCCAGACUCUAAAAUACUGCGAUUAUCUUCAUGGCCGUUGGCAUUUCCAAGAGAUCCGAGCCAUCUUCCUUCGGCGUUACAAACUCCGAUAUGUUGCGCUUGAACUGUUUUUGUCAUCACGAAGUGAGUUCCGAAAUGAUUUUAGUUUGAGGACUUUUUAUUUGAAUUUGAGGACCUUUUUUAGCCUUAUUUGAUAUAAAAUUUUCCUUACUUUAGCUGCUGUGAUGUUCGCGUUCCCUUCCCAAGAUCUGGUCAAAGCCGUGGUAGAUCAUUUGCCUCGAGUUGGAGUUGGAGUCAAGUACGGACUCCCGCAAAGCCGCAAGACCUCGCUGAUGCUGCCUCGCCAACUAUUCAAGCAUUCGGAUAUGCCUCAGAAGUGGCAGCGAAGGGAAAUCUCGAAUUUUGAUUACCUAAUGUUCCUAAAUACGAUAGCUGGAAGAACCUACAACGAUCUGAACCAGUACCCGAUAUUCCCCUGGAUUCUGGCGAAUUACGAUACGGAAAACUUGGAUUUGAGUGAAGCAUCGAAUUUCAGAGAUCUGUCGAAGGUAAGAGUAGUAAGAAAAAAUGGAUAUAUGAUGAUUUAUAGGACAUUUUAUGCUAGGAUAUGUGUCUAAAUAUGACUAUAAUAGGGUUUACAUGUCGUAAAAUGAUUUAGAAUAAAUUCGGGCCUAUUUUUUGAUUGAAGUUUUGGUGUAUAUUGUACUUGAUACCAACGUGCCUAAAGCCAUUUGAAGAUGUUUCCAGUGUAAUAUAUGUAAAUAUAAAGUUUUAUCUCCAAUUUCCAGCCGAUUGGAGCCCUCUCGGAAAGCCGCCGCAAACACUUCCAAGAACGGUUUAACAACUGGGAUGAGGACAGCGUUCCCGCUUUCCAUUACGGCACCCAUUACUCAACCCAAUCCUUCACUUUGAACUGGCUCUUCCGCCUAGAACCAUUCACCACAUACUUCCUGAAUCUUCAGAACGGCAAGUUCGAUCAAGCCGAUCGGUUGUUCCAUUCAAUUUCCGAGGCGUGGCAGCAAUGUCAAAGGGAUUCACACAAUGUCAAGGAAUUGAUACCCGAGCUGUUUUAUUUGCCAGAAAUGUUCUACAAUCAGAAUGGAUACAGUCUGGGUGAGUUGAAAAUUUGUUAAGGGGAGGUGUAAGGAUAUUGGAGUAAAGGGAAGGGGAAAUUAAAGGUGUGGUAAGGGGAGAUUUUUGUGGAUUUUAAAAUUUUGGGGUUUGAUGGGGUGAACAAUAUAAAUUUUUUUAUUUUUUGGUCUGUCUAGCGAAUAGGCGGUUGUAAAACUGCAUGAUGGUGUUAUAAUAGAGAGUCAAGAGGUUAUUAACAGAUCUGGUGAAUAAAUUAAACUUUUGCAAUCAUGAAAUUCUAGUGUUUUUGUAUUUUGAAAGUGUUGACCCCUCUUGAUAAAGAGUAAUGUAUUUUUUUUUUAAUUUUUGCCGUUUACAGGAACAAGAACCGACGGCCAGACCGUCAGCGACGUUGUCCUCCCAAAAUGGGCCAAAUCCGCGGAACAUUUCAUCACCAUCCAUCGGCAAUGCCUCGAAUCAGACCUGGUCUCAUGCCAGCUGAACCAAUGGAUCGACCUGAUCUUUGGCUACAAACAACGCGGCCCCGAGGCCGUUCGCUCAACCAACGUCUUCUACUACCUGACCUAUGAAGGCGCGGUGAAUUUGGAGGCAAUUGAAAACCCGGAAACAAGGAAAUCCAUCGAAGAACAGAUCCUGCAUUUUGGCCAAACCCCCGUCCAAUUGAUGACCGAUCCCCAUCCACCGCGUCACAGUGUCAUGACAAUUAGCCCCCUGAUGUUCCAGCCAUCCCGAGACGAUCUGUGCAUGCUCAUGAAGUUCAUCUCGAACAGCGCAGUGGUCCAUUUGAGCGCCAACACUUUCCCUCAGCUAGUGAACCCUACUGUAAUAUCAGUAGCGCAGAAUUUGGUGUUCGCUAUGAAUAGAUGGAAUCCAGCGACGACACGUGAGUUUUUUAGGGAGUUUGAGGGGGAUUGGAAAUGGUUGGGGGGAUUUUUGAGGAUUUUUUUUAUUUUUUUUUUUUGAAUUUUUGAUGGGUUUAGUUAUUUUUUGCAAAAGUUUUUUGAUUUUAAAGUAAAAUUCAUAACUUUUAGAGCAAAACAACGCCACCCCUCGCAUCGGCCAAUCCCUUCCCGUCGAUAAAAAUUCCGAAUCCGCCAAUACCAACGACCUCCCACUGACGGUCGACCCCCUCCUGGCCGUCGGAAACCCCUCCCAUCCUCCGCCAAAACGCCAUCUCGGCGAUGCCUUCGAUCAACGCCUCCAAAUCACAUCCUUCAACUUUGUAACAUCCGUGGAUUCGAAGUCGAUCAUUGCUUGCGGCUACCCGGAUUACAGUUUCCGCGUAAUCGACGCCGAAUCCGCGACGGUGAAACAAGUUGUCUAUGGACACGGAGAUGUGGUCACAUGCCUGGCCAGAUCAGAAUCCGCUCUUUAUGCUGAUUUUUAUGUGGCGUCGGGAUCGUUCGACUGCACGGUGGUCCUGUGGCACUUCAAUCAACACACACAGCAGAUCGCCGGAGAGUAUAAUCAACCGGGUAAGAGUGGGGUAAUUUGAAAGGUAUAGGGGGGAUUUUGGGAGGAGAGAAGAGCUUAUGAAGCAAAGAAUUGAAGUGAGGAAACCUGAAAGGGAUAAGAAAGGCAUGUCGUAUAUUGUUUUAGAUAAUUUUUCGGGAAUUUUGAGGUAAAAUACGGUGGUUUAGGAUGAAAAUAGGUGCCAUAGGGUUUGUUAUACAGGGUGUUCAGAGAAUUAUGGAAAAAACUAUUCAUUAAUAACUUUGCGCUCGGUGGUCCAAUCCGAAAAAUUUUUUUUGCAUUUUACAGAAAAACCUUGGAGUUUUUAGAAUCUAAAAAAAAAUUUUUCUUUUAUCGGCGGAGACUUCCGUAAUCCGCGUUGAAUUCGGCGGAGUGUUUUUUUCACAAAAUAAGGCUGUGAAUCGUUGUAUGUGUAAAGAAAAUGGGCGGAAAAGGAUCCAGCAGAUACAAUAUGACAUUUCUUUCAAAUUUCUGCGCUUCGGCGGAGACAUUUUUUAACCUCGGCGGACGAUUUUUCUUCGACUCCGGAUAGUCAAAAUUGGCUAAAACCAAAGCGUAUGGUAUCUCUGGUGGUGCGGCGUCUAAAAACGACUUAAUACGUCUUCAGCCGGCUGGCAGAUGAAAAAACGGCAAUUCGGCGGAGAAAUCGGCGAAGAAAAAAUUAACAUAUUUAAGAAAUUAUGCAAAUUUAUCCGCCGAGCAUCCGCCAAUAAGAAGAAUCAUAUUUUUGGUUGAUUAGGGCCGUAUAAGACCUACAAUUUUAGUUUUCUCAUCAUAACUUCUUAAAUAGGUUAAUUUUUUUCUUCGCCGAUUUCUCCGCCGAAUUGCCUUUUUUUCAUCUGCCAGCCGGCUGAAUACGUAUUAAGUCGUUUUUAGACGCCACGCCACCAGAGAUACCAUACGCUUUGGUUUUAGCCAAUUUUGACUAUCCGGAGUCGAAGAAAAAUCGUCCGCCGAGGUUAAAAAAUGUCUCCGCCGAAGCGCAGAAAUUUGAAAGAAAUGUCAUAUUGUAUCUGCUGGAUCCUUUUCCGCCCAUUUUCUUUACACAUACAACGAUUCACAGCCUUAUUUUGUGAAAAAACACUCCGCCGAAUUCAACGCUGAUUAUGGAGGUCUCCGCCGAUAAAAGAAAAAAAAUUUUUUUGGAUUCUAAAAACUCCAAGGUUUUUCUGCAAAAUGCAAAAAAAAUUUUUCGGAUUGGACCACCGAGCGCAAAGUUAUUAAUGAAUAGUUUUUUCCAUAAUUCUCUGAACACCCUGUAUAUUGGUAAGGGAUUUAUUUUGAUUUUUAAUGCAAGGGGAAAUCGAAAUCGUAGAAAUUUUUUUUUUUGAUUUUUAUAGGUUUUUUGGGGAAUUCAGGAAAUUUGGAAAUGGUCUGAUGAUUUUGCAAGAUGUCUAUCGAACUUAAUGACACUUUAUUUCCCUUCCUUUCAGGUGAAGCCCCCGCCCCUCGAGCCAUCCUCACCGGCCAUGACUCGGAAAUCACAGCCAUCGCGGUGUCCGCCGAACACGGCCUCGUCGUCUCGGGUGCCCAAGAUGGCACAGUACUGAUGCACACGACCAAUGGAGACCUUCUCAGGUCCCUAGUAUGUCUGGAAUUGAACCCCAAUCAUAAGGGACCAAUGCCGCCGGCCUCCAACAUCCUCCUAAGCCGCGACGGAUUUGUCGCAGUUUUGUACGGACAAGAAUAUUUUGUAGCAUACACAACGACAGGGAACCAGCUAAACCGUCCAGCCCACAAAAGCACGGACAAAAUUCUGUGCGCGACCCUGAGCCGAGACGGAGAAUAUAUUGUAGUAGGCACGGAGAACGGGAAGAUCUCGAUCAUCCGAUUGUCGUCGCUGCAAAUGCUCUACACUUUCCAGGUAAGCUGUUUUAUUAGGUAGUAGCAGUUUGGAAGUUUUUAUAGUGGUUUUUGGUCAAUUUUGAAAGGUUGAAACAGAAUGCCAAGAAUUUGCGGGAAAUUUGAAAGUUUAAAUUUCUUUUGAUUUUUUCGAAUUUUUUCCCCUUGCGGAAUGCUAAAAUAAACCAAAAUACUUUUAUUGCCGGUAAACUAAACUACUCUGAUUGCAGCAAACGGACAGCGCCAUCCGUUGCGUGGCCGUCUCCAACAACCAGCGCUACAUCCUGGGCGGCCUGGAAAGCGGCGCCGUUGUCGUUUUCAACGUGGACUUCAACAAGUACCAUUACGAGUAUAAGAAGCGUUACGGUCAUCUCUAA
This is a messenger RNA of Bursaphelenchus xylophilus (pine wood nematode), 4791 nucleotides long. The record is from the annotation of a GenBank genome assembly. Lineage: Eukaryota; Metazoa; Nematoda; Chromadorea; Rhabditida; Aphelenchoididae.